AUGGGAAUCGAAAAAGAAGUUAAUUCUUUACUAGAGGAGAUUAAUGAAUGGAAUGAUACAAAACCUCUUAAAGAAGCAAAAGGAAAUGCAUGCAAAGAGGUCGAAGCUCUCCGUGAAAGUCGCUUAAAGCUUCACAAAAGAAAACUUGAUUUUAAAAGUGGACAUGACAAAGAGGAUGUCGCGCGAAACGAGAAACAAAGUCAAGACCAAGUGAUUAAAGAAAUAUGGACAAUGAUUAGGCCUACGUCAGACAAAGUUAAGUCGGGGGGAGAUGAUAUCGGAAAUCUUUUGGUAGAGAUCAAGAAAUACGUUUCAGAUGCGCAAAUACGUCUAGAUGAAUUCAACGAAUAUUAUUGGUAUAUAAAGCUUGAUAACAAAUAUGGUACCUGGUAUUUAGAAAGUCUUAUUAAAUCAAAACUUGAUGGUGAGUUCAAUGAAUCAGUGUUUGACUAUAUGGUAUUCCUGUCUGCUGCAAAACUGUCUCUAGAAAUACCAUUUACACAUGCCUUCUAUAAUCUAGUUUUUGAUUGGAGGAUCAGAAAAAUACCUUUAACAAUAUUAUACAGUGGACAACAUGACAAAGAAGAACGUGUGCGGAACGAGAAACAGAGUCAAGAGCAGGUGAUCAUGAUUCAAGAAAUAUUGACAAUUAUUGGGUCUACAUCAGGCAAAGUAAUCUCGGGGGGAGAUGAAAUCGGAACAGGUUUGACAGUGAUUAAAAAGUACGUGUCUAAUGCGCAAGGACGUUUAGCUGAAUUCAACAAGAUAGAAAAACCAUUAUUCGAUGUGGAGGAAAGGAGUAACAUACUAUUUUCAGAUCUAACUGGAACACAUCAUUCAAAAAGUGACGAACAACGUUCACCUGUUGAUACAUGUAAAAGUAUCCUUAAAGUAUUGGACAACUGCAAAACUGAGACCGAAACACUUGUCGAGAUUGUUUCGAGGCUUGAAGUGGAUCUUAACAUCGACAGAAAAUCCGGAUCAGUUAAAUCUGAUUCAGUUUCAAAUAGAUGCAAAGCGAUUAAGGAAACAGUAGAAAAACGGAAGCAAAUGUUUGACGAAAUGCAGAGUAUGCUUGACAUGUCCACUAAUUCUCUUACGUUGUUAUACUCUGAACUCUUAGAAAAACCCUAUCUGUUUCUGGAACCACAAACAAAUGUGGAUUCAAUACGUAGAAAAGUUCCAGAGUGGCUACAUGGCCAUGCAGCACUAAUUGAUCGUAUACGUGCUUGCACAAGAGAAAACAAAAAAAGUUUUCAGUUAAGAUACGUCAGAAAAGAAGAUUAUAAUAAUUUAAAAGAUCAGAUGCGGACUUUGCAUGAAGAGAUGAGACAGUUAAGGGAAGACAAAGAAAGUGCGUAUAAUAGAUUAUCAAAGGUCGCUGGAGCACGUCUGACGGACAACAAUCCAAAUAUUGCAGAUCUUAGUGAUCCUAACCGUCCAACCAAAAUAGCCGAACAGUAUUCAGAGUUGUAUGACACCCCCUGGACAGAUGCAUUCGAAGUAUUGGGAGAUAAAGAUCAAGAAAACACAGAUUUUUUGUUGAAGAUUAUCGUAGAUUGUUAUGAAAUUUGUGGAAAAAUAUCUAUGAAUCAUCAACGGAAUUUGAAGAAUGCUGUGUGUUAUCCUGCAAAUAAUAUAGAAGAUGGACAAGCAUCAGAACAGAAAAAGGGGAAAACGGAAAGCCCUGUCUCCUUCUCAGCGGUUCAGUCAAAGGCUUUAUCAGAACUUCGUAAGCAGACUGCAGAUAUAUCCGUUGUUAAUGUUAUAUCGCAAAUAGAAUUGGCAAGGAAGGACUGGUUUGUUCCGGAAAAGUUGCGAAGUUAUACGACCCGUUGUAUAGAGCUGUGUUGGUUAAUGCACGUACAAACUCCACCUGUUAUCAUUGAUAUGUGCGCCAAGCCAGGAUCCAACUUUGAUACUAGCAGAUAUAAACAAUAUACAAAAGCUGGAAAGAAAAUAGACUUCGUUGUUUGGCCUGUAUUGUUGUUGGAAGAGGGGGGAGCUAUUUUGUGUAAAGGAGUUGCUCAAGGAAAAUAGUAAAUACAGUUUCAGCAGCAGAAAUUACACAUAUAUUUAGUUUAUUACACUUUCGCACACGUUUUUUUAAAAACCCUAUUUUAUCAGCUACUGUCUACUCAGGAGUGACCAUAUACAUUAUAGUUCGCAAACAGUUUUAAAUCUAAGUCUUUACUUUGUUAAAUAUAUGAUUAUAAUCCAUAUACACAUAUAAACAAUAAAGAGUCCUUCCCUUGGAAAUUAAAACUACAUGUACAUGUAAAGAUUGCGUGUUUUAAUCUUUGUUAAGCUUGUAACAGCGAUUAUACAUUCAAUGUAUUAAGUUUUCCAAUUUCAGUUGAAAACAUGUUUACUUUUUAAAGGAAUACUAAUGUCAGUGUGAUUAUAAAUUUAAUUAUUUUUUACUUAUAAUCCAAAUCAUUCAGUCGUAGUGAAUUUUGUAUGUUACAAUUAUUUUAACGUUGUUACGUUUCUUACAUAAUUACAUAAAAUAUAUCAUAGUUUGAUGUCUGUCUGUCCGUCCUCCGUUCGGCCGACUGUCUGUCUGUACGUAGUCCGUAUGAAUGUAUGUAUGUAUGUAUGUAUGUGCCCUUUGUACAUAUAAAAUUAUACUAUUGUAUACCAAACAUACUUAAACAAUGUCCAUGUAAUUAAUGUUUCAAAUUGUUGCAUAUAGUUAAUUGUAUAAUCUCAUUCUGUUUCAUGAGUUAUCGUAUUUUAUUCUUUAGUUCUGCUGACAUGGUCAUUUUAUUUGUGAUUCGUUUUGGUAACACAAUUCUUUUUGAAUGCAUUAAAGGUACCAAUUAGUUUUGUAUUUUAAGAAAUCGUACUCGUAGAACAUGUUGUUGCCAUUCUUUACUAUUUUUUAUUAGUUAUGUGAACAAUAAAAUAGUGCAGAAACCAAUGGUUACUGAAACAUAAAGGGGACAUGCAAGACAAAAACAUAUGGUGACAGAUUGGUAAAAAUACUCAAAAUUAAAUGAUUCAGCUCAACCAAUGCUAUGAGAUAAUGAAACAACAACAAAAACAAGAGAAGGGAUUAUUCUGCUGGGAAUUUGACACUUGUCGUAAGCUUUGGCAAUAAAUAGUAAUAAUUAUUAAAUUAAAUAUUUUUACAAACUUUUCAUUGCCACAAAUAAAAACAAAUAUUUAAUACAAAGCUAUUUAUUUGCUGCCCUAUAAGCUUAAUACGGUCCCCGGUAUCCACA
This is a messenger RNA of Ruditapes philippinarum (Manila clam), 3227 nucleotides long. RefSeq lists its product as uncharacterized. NCBI's taxonomy places the organism in Eukaryota, Metazoa, Mollusca, Bivalvia, Venerida, Veneridae. The transcript is spliced from 14 exons. The record is from RefSeq and is a predicted model, not a curated record. Bases 1 to 2040 code for a protein of 679 amino acids.